Messenger RNA from Solanum verrucosum, 399 nucleotides. RefSeq lists its product as uncharacterized. NCBI's taxonomy places the organism in Eukaryota, Viridiplantae, Streptophyta, Magnoliopsida, Solanales, Solanaceae. Bases 1 to 399 code for a protein of 132 amino acids. The record is from RefSeq and is a predicted model, not a curated record. The transcript has a single exon.
AUGAUUAAGAGUGCUAUCCUAGAUGAACUGACUCCCCUACGAGCAUCUAUUGGCACUCUCACAGCGAGAGUUGAUACUUGUGAGAGCAGACAGGGGGAGACUUCAGAGGUGACGGCUUUGAAAGUCGAGGUUGCAGAUUUGAGGAAGGAUGUGGACUACUUGAAGUCCACAGACUUCACUUCACUAUUGGAGGCAACAGAUGAUAUGGAUGCCCUAGCGACUUCUGAGAUUCCUCCGGCCACCACCAGAGACGUACAUAGGGAUGACAUAGUAGUUGAUGAGUCGGAGGCAGAGACCGAUGAGGAGCUUAUAAAGUUAAGGAAGGAGAGCAUAUAUGAAGACCUGCCAGAUCUAGAGGAGAUGAUUGUACAAUCAGUGAUCCAGACUUCGCUGACAUAG